This is a messenger RNA of Klebsormidium nitens, 2216 nucleotides long. NCBI's taxonomy places the organism in Eukaryota, Viridiplantae, Streptophyta, Klebsormidiophyceae, Klebsormidiales, Klebsormidiaceae. The record is from the annotation of a GenBank genome assembly.
GUUGGAAAAGCUUGACGAGCGAAGCACGUCCGCUUAAAGGGGCUUUGGUGGCUGGUCUGAGGCUAUGGGUUCUGCAGUUUUGCUCUCCAAGGUUGCCAAAGCCAAGGCUGCCAUUCUGUGCAGACAGGCAGACAGUGCCCAGUUGAUAACCAAGUCAGCUGCUGGGGGGGGCCUUCUGUGCCCCCCCUUUGAGAAUGCAAGGUACAGGAGCAACUGCAAUGCGAAAACGGAUAAAGGGUUUUCUGUUAGGGCUGAGAAUCGUCCUGAGGCAAAGCCUGCUAGGAGGGCAGCAGCUCAGGACCCGCUCGCGAGCAUCGAGAAAGCAAUCUCGUCGAGGAUUAUAAAGCUGGAAAACGACAUUGAGGCGGCUGGAAAGGCAGGCAAUCUCGAGCGGCGGGAUGUGCUGGAGAAGAGGUUGGAAAAGCUGCAAGAGCGAUGGAUGGCGCUGGUGGAGAAAAGCCUGGAGCUGAAGGUGCAGAAAAGCCUGGUGCUGAAGGGAGGGACGCUUUCCAGGCCGCCAGCGAAAGCGCCGCAAGGGCUGAGCAACUUCUGGAAGGCCUUGCCGCGCGCAACAUGGUCCGAUGACGGGAAGCUCAUGACUCUGGCGGAGGGAACCAGCUUCAUGGGAUACGAGAAGUUUGGUGACAAGAUGUUCAUCCGCGAGAGUUACCAUGGGAUGGAUCAGGAGCUGAAGCGCGUCUUCAUCCAGGACGAUGGGAUCGCGGUGGUGCUUGUUGGAAACCCUGGGGUCGGCAAGUCCAUCUAUGGGUUCAGGCUCCUCUACCAGUGGUCAUGCGAGCAGCGGCGAGUUGUUGUCGUCAAGAGGGGCACCUGCCCCAUCCCAACUCUCCUUACGCCGGAUGGGGCGUUCAAACUGGACGCAGCUGGCCUGGAAGCAGAAUUGGAUGACCCGGACGUCCGGUACCUGGUGGACUCUCUGGACCCGUCCCUCGUCGGUUCGCUGCCCACUAAAGCGAAGAUGGUCGUCAUCUCGUCCCCCAACAGAAACGAGGUUUGCAAAGGGCCCGGUUACGUCAUGCGCUACUUUGACACCUGGUCGCUGGAGGAGCUGCUGGAGUGCUGGAGCCGCAUGUUUGCCUGGCAGUCGCAGGAGGAGGUUCAAGAGCGCUUCUAUAGAUGGGGGGGCGUGCCCCGGUACGUGCUGGAGAAGCUCGACACGACGAACCAAAAUCUGCUGGAAAGAGCAAUCGGCCGGACGGAUCUCACCGCUCUCAAGCAGGCGGUGGGAGAUCCGGAGUCCCCCCAGGCAGCUAGCCACAAGCUGCUUCACCUGAGGGCUAAUCCCGAUUUCCAGACGACGUACAUGGAGAUGGCCUCCCCGUAUGUCCAGGAACUGGUGGCGUUCAAACUUUGGGAGAACGAAUCGCUGGCCCUGGAACUUUUCCUUAGCGCGGCGACAGACGAUCCGACCGUGGCAGGUUUUCGGGGUAACCUCUUCGAAGGCUUCUGUCACCGAAGGCUGAAAAAUGGGGGUACUUUCAGGGUCAGGGACCUUGCUUCAGGCAGCGUGGACGAGAUCGUCCUGCAACCAACAAGAAAAGCCCUUGCCUUUGCAAGCUGGCAGGAAGUGGAAGCGGAGACGGACGAUGAGCGGUAUUUCCAGCCGCUGAAUAGGCGAACCGCGGCCGUGGACGGGGGGAUGCAGCCGGACAAGCUUUUCCAGUUCACGGUGUCCGCCGAGGGGAAGAAGAACAAGGGGCUGGUAUUCGCGAGUUUGAGGGAUGCGGUGCGCAGCAUGAAGAACAAGUCCGAAGUCAAGCUGUUCUUCGUGUUGCCGCCAGAUCAGUUCUUCGAGGCCAAGGAAGUGAAGAUUGCGGGCAGCGGUAAGGGGAUGGAAGGAGUAGCGCAAGUCCGGAAGGUUUUGAAGCAGUUCGCGCUCGAAAUCAGUUUCAAGCGGUAAUCGCCAAAACGAGGUUGAGGUUGAGGUGGCUUAGGACCUGGCUAUCGCAUGUUGCUUUGUGCUAACCAGGAAGCUACUUCAUGCUCACCAGCAGCAGUCACCCUAUGGAGAGAAGUGAAAAGGACUGUGGGAUUUUUAAAUUCUCACAGCGUCCAAGUCUUAGUGGCGGGACUUCUAUGAUUUGGCUCAUGGCUCGUGCGAUCGCUGGUAUCCUAGCCCAAUGAAUUGUCAGCGCCGAUGCGGUCAGUUUGUAGAGGUACAAUCGAAAUCACUUCAUUCAAAUGAAAAGAUGGCA